Aspergillus piperis CBS 112811 is the source of this 1046-nucleotide messenger RNA. RefSeq lists its product as uncharacterized. Lineage: Eukaryota; Fungi; Ascomycota; Eurotiomycetes; Eurotiales; Aspergillaceae. Bases 110 to 796 code for a protein of 228 amino acids. The record is from RefSeq and is a predicted model, not a curated record. The transcript has a single exon.
AAUGACUGCGGAGAGGAAAAGCGCGGUGGAAGCGACGAAAACCGGAAGAAAAACAAGCAAAAUCGCUCACAGCUGCUGAAAUAAAUCUCUCGUGACUAUUGGGUCAUCAAUGGCCGUCGUAUCCUUUAGCAUGAAAAUGUUAGGAACUAUUUUUUCUUUGUUUUUUAUGCUUUUUCGUUUUAUGUUUUGUCUUUCGCUUCUCGAGACCCUAGGGGCAUCAGAAGAAGGCAGGGGAGGGAGAACUCGGGAAAAAGAAAAUCGGGGUGCGGGAAAAAUACGAGGUAGCAAGAGAAGGAAGAAAUGGAAAAUAAACGGAGCUUUAACACGGGAAGAGGAAGAUAAGGGUGAAAAAAGGAAAACGAGCUGCCACUACCUGGGAAGGAUAAGCAGUGCCCAAGGCUUUUUGACGGCCGAACAGAGAGAGAGAGAGAGAGAGAGGGAGGGAGGGAGAGAGGGAGGGAGAAUUGGGAGGAGUGAGGGGGAAGGGAAGGAAAACGAGGAACGAGCAAGCAGCAGGAGGUGGUCCAGGAGGAGGAGGAACACCAAAGGAAUCUCACUCUUUGGCUGCAGUUGCUGCUUAUUGCUGCUGGUUGCUGCUGGGGGGGAGAAGGGAAGGGAAAGGGAAAGGGAAAGGCACGCCCGCCAAAACGGCACGCAGAAAGAAAAGCCGGCAACACCGCGACCGCUUAGUCGGGUCCGGUCUGGUCUGGUCUUUUUUUUUCUGCUCUUCCGCGAAUCCACACCCCAAGGAAGGGAGAAAGAGGGAAAACAAAAAAGAAAAAUUGAAAUAAAAUAGAAGAAAGAUUGAUGGGGAUGGCUGAACGCACUCUGCUGCACUGCACUGGAUAGAUCGUGCGGGAAAUGUGAUGGAGAGAAAGCAACGAGAGAAGCGCGGCUUGCCCCCAAAGUCAGGAACACCCGGUCUGACUCCCUAAUUCCAACAAUAGAUGAAACUGUCAGAAGGAUGUUGGAGAUGGUAGAAAGACAAUAGCCAGCGAAUGUUAAAUAAGGGCCACCCUACCCGAAACGGAUGUUGAAUGGGUAAG